Messenger RNA from Brassicogethes aeneus, 3315 nucleotides. Lineage: Eukaryota; Metazoa; Arthropoda; Insecta; Coleoptera; Nitidulidae. The record is from the annotation of a GenBank genome assembly.
UGGGUAACAAUUUUAUUAGCCAACUGAACCGCCGAAUUUUUGACAUUGUCAAAAACUUUAUUGAGUUAACAUUUAACUUUUUGUUAUAUUUUGUCUUAUUCUUUUUCCAUAUACAUAUUUCUUUUAUAAUAUUUUAAAUGGCGGUUAGUGAAUUAUCGCUUGUAAAAGGCACCGAUGUCUCCAAAACCCUAGGCACCUCGUUUAAUCUGCAUCAAAUUCUUGAAGAAAUUGAUAUAUUGACAAUAUUGGAUACCUUUAAUAAAGCAAGUGGCCAAUGUCUUAACAGCCAAGCCCUACGAGAUUUGUUGUACAAAAAAAAUGAUAUCAUCUUUGAGGAUUUGGAAUACGAAUCGAUUUUUAACAAGAUUGACAUUAAUAGUACAGGAACAGUAACAUGGGAUGACUUCAUUUCAUUCCUUAUUUUGGGUUACGAACAAGCAGCUAUUUCCGCUGAAUUCAAAAGCUUGGAAAGUCCAAUUCCUUGCAAACCAAACAUAAAAAAGUCUUUUCACAGACCGUACGUAAUAAGGAUUUUAUUUAAUCCAACCCUUUUUCCUGAUAGAAGCAUAAACUGGUCCGAGGGAAGUUACAUGACUCUUAGUAAAGAUGGCAUUAUAAAUUAUUGGUCUUUGGAUAUGGAGAUUCAAGAUACUGUCCAAUCGACGAAUCCGGAUUUGAAAGUAACACAAACAUGGGUGACCGAUAUGGUCGCGAUGCCCGAUGUGAAUGUGGUGUGCACCUCCAGCAGCGAAAGGGACUUGAGGUUUUACGAUUCCACGGCCAGAAAAUUCCAGUUAAGAAUCCGGAUAACUUCGUUUAAUUACGCAGUAAGCACGAUGUAUUAUUAUUACCCAGACUCCAAUUUAUUACCUUCGAGACUUAUCAUGGGAGACCUGGGUGGAAAUAUAAUAAUGUUUUCCAUUGAAACGAAAAAUAGAGGUCCUUUUAUGGGCAUACUGGGGUGUCCUUUGUUGCAGUGCAGGUUUGACCAUGUAAGACAUGGACAUUUCGAAGGAUUUCAAACGAUUAUUUACCCAAAAGUGCACACAGACUUUGUAAGACAAGUUUACUAUUACAAAUCCUUACACAGUAUAGUAUCAUGUGCUGCUUGUCCUGUAACACCAGUUGCUGUAAUUGAUUAUACGAAAAAUCAAUACACGCCCAAUUUAAAAGCUUAUCCGAUUUCGGGAGGGGCUUGGUGCUUUCACGUUCUCGAAUCAGUUCACUUAAUUGGUACAGGAGGUCCAGACGGCUUGGUACGUGUAUGGAACCCAUUCAUGUCCACUAGACCGACAGCAAUAUUCUACAGACACCACACAGGCAUAAUACAGAUUACUUUCCAAGACGAAGGCAAACUAAUGUACACCCUGUCCAAAGAUAAGAACAUCAAAGUGUGGGACGUGCAAGCUCAACAAAUGAUUCAAAAUUACAUAGAUAUACCGUCUCCACUUGGCGAUAAAGAGUUCGUCACUUUUUAUAACCCCAGCAGUAGGCAGUGGAUCAUUGGUGGAGCUAAGUUGGCCAUACUGCCGUUAUCACCCAAGAUGAGUUCUGAACACACUGACGGUGAUACUCAUUCCGGUGGGGUGUCUUGUGUCCUUUACAACAACCUAUUUAAAUUGAUCGUCACAGUUGGGAUCGAUAGCAUUAUCUUAGUAUGGGACCCAUGGGACGGAAGGAGAAUGUUAACCGUCAAAGACGCACACGUAACCAUAAUGAAUGGUUUAGCAAUUCCAGUUGAAAUAACAGCUGCGUGCUUUUCCCAAAACUAUCACUUUUUAUUAACAGCUGCGCACGAUGGCACCAUCAAAAUUUGGGACUUUCACAAUGGAACUUGUCUACGAAAUUUGAAGCUAAAAAAAAACACUGAAAUUUGCAAAGUAUUUUGGGUAGGAACUCGAAUUCUGGCAAUGGGUUGGAACAGGCGUAUCACGGAGUUCAAUUCAAAAGGCGAAGCCAUAGGUACAGGCAGGGCGUACAGUAAAAACUGGGACUUGAGACAUAAAGGCGACAUUAGCUCGGCUGCCAUACGAAUACCGCAAACUCUCGUAACGGCCGAUUUCGACGGUAGCAUUGUGAUGUGGAAAUUGGAGACUGGGCAGCCGUACAAAAAAUACAACGUUUCAGCUCCUACAGUCAGGAUAAAAAUUGAUUAUAAAUUGCCAAAACAUAGAACAUCAAUUGUCGUCGAUGAUGAAGCUAUAGAUGGUAAAUCUACCAAUUUGUUGACGAGAUUCGUACCAAAAAGAAUGUCAACUUUUAGUCUGGAUGGUAGAUCUCAUGAUCAUCAUGAUCAUCAUGAAAGAAAAGCAGCCAAAAUGUCCAUGGUGCCAGUGCCAAAGGAACUGGUCUCUUUAAGAGUACUGGCAGUGCAUUGCAUGAUAUUUCUCAAUAAGAGAGAAAUGGACCCCGAAGUAGGAACAUUGUUAGUUUCUUUGGGGAAUGGAACCAUCCAAAUAUGGUCCCAUGAUACUCUGGGCGCGUUUAUAACGUCUUUCUCGUCCAUACACAAAGCUGGAGAUUAUGUUUUGUCUAUGGCUACCGACGAAGACAACGAAUUUUUAUUUACAGGUCACUGUUCGGGAUACAUCAAAACAUGGCUACUUUUAGACCUUUGCGUUAAAAAUCCACCGCAUAUUUGUCUUCCAAAGUACAGAUUACGUUUUCCAUACAUGUGGACUGGAAUAAUUCGGGGAAGUGCUUGCAGAAAUUUGACACCAUUGGACAGACCCAUUUUAUUAAAUUCUUACAAAGGACAUUUCCUUCCGAUAUCUUCUUUGGAAUAUAUAGAUGAGGCGCGAAUGCUUAUAAGUGGUAGUUCCGAUCGCAGCGCAAGGCUGUGGACAUUAAGUGGAAGAUUUCUGCAAACUAUCGGCAGUUUUAAGGGAUGGAAAAAACUUCCUUAUGCGCAACCAGUUAUAGAGGGAGAAUUUGAGUUUACUGUACCAGCUGACUUGAAACGAAUUUUGAGUUCAACAUCUUUUAGGGUUUUAAGUGGUGGCUUUUUGGAGAGGAAAAUGACAAAGAAACAAAUUAAAGGAAGAGCUGAGAAAGAAAGGGCUGCAAUAGACCCAGGAAAGAUCUAUGGGAAAGGUAUAAAUAAGCCCAUCCUUGGUCAUUAUUAUCAAUUACCUGAAAGGGUUACAAUCUAUAGGGAUGUUCAGUUUGAUUGCUCGCUACCACAUAUUCCUGUUUACACACAUCUUAAAACUCCUGAAGUUAAAGAGGUCAGCCUCUCGGAGAAGAAAGUUAUUUCUAUUCCAGAGCAGCCCUAAAUGUUGUCAUCAAGAAAUGAUAAUAAUAAUAGAAGGAAGC